UAAAUAGUUUCUAAUUACGAGUUACAUUAGGUUCAUAUGAUACAAGCAAAGCCUUAAAUUCGCGAGGAUACAAAAACUUACAUUAGAUUCAAAUGUUUAGUAAACAUCAUAUUGGGAAAUCAACACGAAAAAGCCAAAUGCAUUGGAGUUUGGCCAUGGCCAUGGGCGGCGCGAUGGAUAGCUGCGGGCGGUGUAUGAAGGUUUCCUUGGUCAUUAUCAACGUCUUAACACUUAUAGGCGGUGCACUAGCAUUGGGAAUCGGACUAUGGAUCUGGGUGUCCCGGUCGUUCCCGAGCACGCUGAUGAUGAACAACAUGUUCAUCGCGUCGGUGGCGGUGAUAGUGGUGAUGGGCGCCGCUGUCAUGUUCCUGUCGCUGCUCGGCUGCUGCGGCGCCGCCAAGGAAGUCAAGUGCAUGCUGUUAACGUAUUACAUCUUAGUUUUCAUCAUCUUCGUGGUCAUGCUAGUGGGCGGGAUCCUACUGUUCGUGUUCCGAGCCAAAGUGCUGACUACGCUGGAGCGGGAGAUGCACGCCUCCAUACCGUACUACGGCGUCAAGCACGAGUACACGAAGGCUUGGGACGACACACAGACGUACUUGCAGUGCUGCGGUGUGAAGAGUUACAAGGACUGGAACGACAACGUUCCUGAGAGUUGCUGCCAAGAAGUGUACCCGGGGAAGCGCCGAGACUGCAAGUAUUCCCAGAACCCGACGACCAUGUACAUGGACGGCUGCUACAGUAGGACAGUGGACUUGCUGCGGGAAGACGCCGUCUACGUCGGCGCUGUGGCCAUAAUAGUCGCUUUGAUUAUGGUGUUGGCGCUAAUAUUUUCAUGUGGACUAUUCGUGAAAAUAGAGUGACAAUACUAAAAAAAUCGUGACUGAAUUGUGUUUUUUACUUUGAGUGAUGAAUUAUUGGACGGCUGAAUGUGUCUCAUUGUCCAAAAUUGUACUGAAAAUUCGUUAAUUUAUAUUCUAAAUGUAGAUAGAUACAUGUUUGAAAUAAAUUUUUACACUGAUUUUAUUAAAAUUGA
Molecule: messenger RNA, 1033 nt
Organism: Bicyclus anynana (squinting bush brown)
Lineage: Eukaryota; Metazoa; Arthropoda; Insecta; Lepidoptera; Nymphalidae
Product: leukocyte surface antigen CD53
Exons: 6
Coding region: 93-860 (255 amino acids)
Cellular component (GO): membrane
Source: RefSeq, a predicted model, not a curated record